Molecule: messenger RNA, 1977 nt
Organism: Thunnus maccoyii (southern bluefin tuna)
Lineage: Eukaryota; Metazoa; Chordata; Actinopteri; Scombriformes; Scombridae
Product: zona pellucida-like domain-containing protein 1
Exons: 13
Coding region: 462-1700 (412 amino acids)
Cellular component (GO): cell surface
Source: RefSeq, a predicted model, not a curated record
ACAGAGAAACAAAACAUUUUUGCGAGCUGUAAUUGGCCGCUAUAAUCUUGCGAGUUGUGGAAAUCAGUUAAAUAGUCAGCCAUGACAGAGUUGGAGAGAGGAGUGCCAGGAGGAGUUUGUUGUGUUAGAGUACAGAAAGCAUCACUUACUAUUAUCUAAUAGAUUUUCAAAGUCAUGGCUGAAUAUUUAGCUGAUUUCAACAAUUCAAUGUCAGAACGAGACAUCUCCUUGAGCAAGGCUUGGUUGGACAAAAUAACAAAGAGAUUGGAUCAAGCGAAAGUAAAUUGCUACAGUAUGUGGCAGAAAGCUGACAGUGCUGCUCAUGAUGCCUUCAAGAAAAAGAGAGGUUACAAUCAACAGAGGGUGAACUGAGGCCAGUUGACAUGCUGAACUGUGUAAAAAAAGACAUUCCCUCACACGCCCCUUUGGGGGACAGUAUAAAUGAAGAGAUCUGGUAGCCGAUGGCAAGACACAAAAUGCAGACUUACAGACUCGGAACAAUGUGGUUGGUCCUCCUUGUGUGCCAGCUUGGCCUAAUUUUGAGGACUGCGGCACAAAUACCAGAUGGUUGCAUUACUAGUGAUACAAACAGAGCUCCAGAAAACUCGGACAUAACUGUGGUCUGCGGCACUGAGCAUAUGGACCUGAGCAUCUACAUUUGCCCAGUGUACCAAGCGCUUUACAAUGAGUCCCUGAUGGUCCUCAAUAGCCAGUUCAACAAACCUGAAUGUUUUGGGACUCCUGACUGGAGCGUUGACCCACCAGUCUUAAGAUUCAGUUUCCCCAUAAAUGGAAGUUCUACCUCUGUCUGCGAAAAUAACUUUAACAUAAUCAAUAAAGUUGGUUCUGGAGAGUUUGCCGACUUCUCAAAUGUCCAGUAUGUCAACAUCUCUGGCAGCAUUACCUCUAUAGACCCCUCUGCGGGUGUGAUCACCUACCGCCCGGAGAUCCUAUACAAGUUCUCCUGCCUCUACCCGAUGCAGUAUCUCCUGAACAACACUCAGCUGGGCGUAUCUGGUGUGAGUCUUGCCAUACGAGACAAUAAUGGGAGCUUCGUCAGCACACUGAGCAUGCAGCUCUACCAAGAUGAACAGUAUCAACAGAUACUGAGUGUCCCACAAACAGGACUCAACCUGAAGACCAAGAUUUAUGUUGCAGUUCAAGCGAUCAAUCUAACAGAAAGGUUCAAUGUGCUGCUGGACAGAUGCUAUGCAACAACAAGUCCAUAUCCCAUGCUCAAAACCUAUUAUGACCUUUUCGUAGGGUGUACACGUGACGCACAAACUAAGGUGGAUGUCAAUGGGGAGUCUCAGAAAGCGCACUUCUCCUUUGAGGCAUUCAGAUUUGUGGAGCACAAAAAUCUGACAGUUUCCACUUUCUACCUGCACUGCGUCACCAGGCUCUGUGAGGUGUCCACGUGUAGCACACUAAUGCCUGACUGUUCCCAAAGUCGGAGAAAGAGGGAGGCCCAGGAUGUGGUGGCCAACGCUACAGUCACCUCGCCUGCCAUAGUUGUGGGCAAACAGAGCACCGGAGAUCCUCAAACUUAUGCAACUUCUUACGGUUUGCCAUCUGAGAGCAACUACAGCAGCCCUGUAGUGGCUGUAAUUGUCUGCAUCGUCCUCCUAACUGUUCUCCUCGUCGCCAUGGCUAUUUACUUUGUGUUGUACAUCAGACGGAAAAAAACAAUCAUCCAGUAACAUCCUCUGACCGAGAGUGGAGCCCCUUCACCUCCCAACCUAAUGCAUGGUCAUUCAGCUGCAGACAUACUAAAACAAGUCAUUAGAAACACUAGUCAGACACAUCAUGCUGUCAUACUACUUUGUAGCUUUUCCAUUUCACAAACAUUAUAACAAGUUGGUCAAACUUGCAACUUUAGAAUCAUUAAGAAUCACAUGGUAUAUUAAUGUGGAGAUGAGGGCACGUAAUCUGUACAAUAAUUGUGUAUUAUAAUUGUUAGUUUUAAUCAUGUUGUCA